GUUUAAUGACAGUCGGUCGAGAAAAGUCCACGUCAACCGGUCGAUUAGUUUUGCGGCCGCGCGAUCCGCGUUUUAUAUUAUCGCGCCCCGUCGUAUAUUUAUAAAAUAUUAUCGAUGCGCGUGCACCGUUGAAAAGUGCGGAAAAGUGCGCGGCUCGACGCCCGGAAUGAUUUAUUGGAGACGCGCUGCGCUUUUCGCGAUGGGGGGAAAAAGUCUCAGAUUCUAGCAGCGAUCGCAAAAUGGCGUCAUCCCAACGCACGUGACAAUAAGUGAAGGACCGCAACUGAGAAUUGUCAAAAAUAAUUUUUAAAAAAUUGCCAACAGUUGAAAAAAUUGUCGAAAUGCACCACCAACCUCAGUUCCUGCAGAAAGACUCUUCCGGUUCGCAAAUGGACUCGACUUCAGUGUCGUAUCACGCCCAGUUUAGCUAUGGGAGCAAUGAGAACUGGACCUACAAUAAUUCCAGUGUCACACCGAUGAAACAAAUUGAAGCUUGUUUGCAAAGCGCUGGCAAAGACAGAAAAGCGUAUUCGCCUUUAGAUCAAGCAGAGGCUCUUUCCCUAGAGCAAGACAACGACAGAUCGGAUAAUAACAAUAGGACCAAUACGCACAACAAAAAUCACAGUAGCGUUAACUCGAUAUCGCCGGCGUUGGGGAACGCGGGCGCCAUCUUGGAAAUGAAACACCUAUGGGACGAGUUCCACUCGUUGGGCACGGAAAUGAUCGUAACGAAAGCAGGCAGGCGAAUGUUCCCGACGUUUCAGGUGAAACUGUGCGGCUUGGAUUUACAUUCCGAGUACAUGCUGAUGAUGGACUUCGUACCUGUCGACGACAAGCGAUACCGCUACGCCUUCCACAGUUCCAGUUGGGUGGUGGCGGGCAAAGCGGACCCCGUCUCGCCCCCCCGAAUCCACGUGCAUCCCGACAGCCCCGCCACCGGCGCCCAGUGGAUGAAACAGACCGUCUCUUUCGAUAAACUCAAACUGACCAACAACCAGCUGGACGAUAACGGACACAUCAUACUGAACUCGAUGCACAGAUACCAGCCGCGAUUCCACAUAGUCUUCUUACCUCCGAAAAGCGCUCAAAAUACCAACGAGGAAAGUUGUUCGGAUAAUUUCAAAACGUUUGUUUUUCCGGAGACCGCGUUUACCGCAGUAACGGCUUACCAGAACCACAGGAUAACGCAGCUGAAAAUAGCUAGCAACCCCUUCGCUAAGGGUUUUCGCGACUGCGAUCCCGACGACGGGAGUCAAGAAGUUGCGGCUCAACAGAGGCAACGGACAACGUCCAGGUCUACCCCAAACAGCUGCGGAGCUAAAGACGACGAUUCCGACCAACACAACCCCGUCCAGCACCAAUCGGAGGCCGUCCACAACCCCCACCCCUCGAUGCUGUUCCAAAACCGUUACCAAAACAACAACCAGACGUCUACGUCAUCGAUCCUGCAGUCGAACCUUUUAGGUGCGGGGCUGAGCUCGAUCGCACAACCCUAUCCCGCGGAAAUUUGCAACUACGGCCCCGUUUACCACCCCCACAACAUCCUGCACAACUACAACCCCGUCUACAGCAAUGACAAGGGGAUGAGAACGCCAAAUUUCAGUCGCGGCAUGUACGGCAGCUAUCAGGGAUUCUACGGGAAUAACGGAAAUUUCAGGAGUACGUCCCUGUCCGCCGCGCAUCAGAACGGUGGUUGCCGACCCUUUUUCAGAAAGAAAAUCGCAAACAAAUUAAAGUGCCAAAAAUGUAGCUACUAAGUUAAAACCACAGAGAAAGCUAAUACAGAAGAGACUCCGUAGUAAAUACCAGCUGCAGCUAAUUUUCUGGCGUUGGGCAGGAAAUUUAAAUAAAUCAUUGGUUAAAUAAUAUUUAAUAAAGUUAUAUUAGAAUUAUAGAGAAAAUUAUUAAAAAUAAAAACAUAAAACCCCAACAAAAAUAAUAUUUUUUAUGUUUGUUUUGUUGUUUAUUGGUAGUUAUAGAAACACAUCAUAACUGAAAAAUAAAUAAUAAUAAUAAUAGAUAAUAAAAAAUAAAACAAAUACCCGCCCAUUAUAUGCACUUUGUCUCAAAGUAUGGCGUCACGUUUGCUUUUGAUGGCCUAAACAAUACCUGACCAGACUUUUAAGGUGUUUUAAUAAUAUAAGAAAUAAAUGUUACCUUUAUUUAGUAUAUAUUAUAUAACCAACCAGAAAAAGAAUAGAAAGAAUAAAAAGAACAAAAAGUAAAAUAAUAUAAUACAUAAUGUCAAAAUCAGUUAUAUUAUUAAUAAAAUUUUCCAUUACAUUUAUUACACUACAUACAUUUCAUUUUAGUAUAAAUGUUUAAGUAGUUGAAUGAUAUGGAGGAUAAAUAAAAAACAUAAACAAAAAAAUGACACACUUUACAUUUGCAUAUAUAAUAUAUACCGUUCAUAAAUAAUGAGACCAUAAAGUUAAUGAAUAUAAAUUA
Cylas formicarius (sweet potato weevil) is the source of this 2448-nucleotide messenger RNA. RefSeq names its product T-box transcription factor TBX1 (gene org-1). Gene Ontology annotation, biological process: positive regulation of DNA-templated transcription; regulation of transcription by RNA polymerase II; cell fate specification. The transcript has 9 exons. NCBI's taxonomy places the organism in Eukaryota, Metazoa, Arthropoda, Insecta, Coleoptera, Brentidae. The record is from RefSeq and is a predicted model, not a curated record. Gene Ontology annotation, cellular component: nucleus. Bases 342 to 1757 code for a protein of 471 amino acids. Gene Ontology annotation, molecular function: DNA-binding transcription factor activity, RNA polymerase II-specific; RNA polymerase II cis-regulatory region sequence-specific DNA binding.